Messenger RNA from Baudoinia panamericana UAMH 10762, 982 nucleotides. RefSeq lists its product as uncharacterized. The coding region runs from base 290 to 793 and encodes 167 amino acids. Lineage: Eukaryota; Fungi; Ascomycota; Dothideomycetes; Mycosphaerellales; Teratosphaeriaceae. The record is from RefSeq and is a predicted model, not a curated record. The transcript has a single exon.
CACCUCUUGCCCGGACUGGGAUACUCCCGCGGCCCCGACGGCACCCUCACAUUCUCCCGCAGCGUGCUCUUCCGUCUGCUGCUGAAACUGGGCCGGUGCUCCAAACCCGCUGCCGGUCUCGUGGCGGAGGCUGGGAGGGAAGGCUUGCGGAAGGUGGCAUCGGUGUCGGCAUGGGCCGCUGUUCGCUGGAAUUUGCGGCGGGUGCUAUGCUCGGAGGCUGCAUCAUGGAGCGUGUCAACACAUGCUCGAAGGGUGGUGGUAGUAGUGGUGGUGGUGGUGGUGGUGGGUGAUGUGGUGUUGGGGAGAGACGUACGCUCGUCCACCGCAUCAUCCGGCAUCGCGUUCCUCUCCCGGUCGAGGAAUGACUGAGCCCGGACCCGAGGCUGGUACCGCGUUGCGAUGUCCAUGUCUCACUUUCACACACCCCUCUUCCACCACUCCGCCAGAUAUGCUAAUUGGUUACGGUGCUGAAUUGAGGAAAGAGCCACCCGGGGCAUAUUUCACCAUCUCCCCUCCAUCACGACCGGUCGUUAAUUCAAUGGCGAGGCCGCACUUCCCACACGUUCCUCCCUUGCCGUCACUGCUUUCUCGGCGGAGAUGUACCCUUCAAUGGGGGCAGGAACGAUGCCGAACGGUGGGCUGGGGACGGAUGUUGUGUGGGGAGAACGUUGGAAAAUCGUGGCGUUCGGUCACGGACACUCACACGUCUCGCUCUUGCCCUCCAGAUCCUCCCAGGGUCGUUCGUUGCAGUCUUGAUGUAGAGCACAGACCGGCAACAAGAGUGCCGCCGUGAGCACGUUCACCUCCUCGCCUCGUGCCCUCCCUUGCCCCUUCACUUUCGGAAGCCGGCAAGUUUCUCUCUCAGUCUUGUUGUCGCCGGACGGAACAGCGGGCCAGCGAUCAAUGUCUCACUCACACGCACACACACACACACACUGACAGAUGGGAGACGAGGAAGAAGGAGUAUUAUUGUUAUUGGGGA